GUUAAACAGAUUACCCUCUUUACCCUCUUCGGAAUUCGGAACAGCCUGGAAGAGCCCCAGUUCUCGGCAACACCGGUCGGCGAAAAGCAUGGCGACGAUCAGCCUCCGCAAAGGUAACACUCGGCUGCCGCCGGAGGUGAACCGUGUUCUCUACGUUCGGAACCUACCCUUCAAUAUCACCAGCGAGGAGAUGUACGAUAUCUUCGGCAAGUACGGAGCGAUUCGGCAGAUUCGCAUCGGCACCAACAAGGACACGCGUGGCACCGCCUUUGUUGUCUACGAGGACAUAUACGACGCCAAAACUGCCGUCGAUCACCUCUCCGGCUUCAACGUCGCCAAUCGUUACCUGAUUGUGCUUUACUACCAGCAAGCGAAGAUGGGUAAGAAGUUCGAUCAGAAGAAGAAGGAGGAAGAGAUUGCUAGGAUGCAAGAGAAGUACGGGGUCUCCACCAAAGAUAAGUAGUCUGAUAUACCGAAUCCCUUAUAGGAAAUUCAAGGGUUUCUUUAUAUCUGUAGUUUGGUAGUUUGUGAAUUUUCGGCUGGUGGGUGCCCUAAUUGUUGUAUUGGAGGGUGUAUUAAACGUUCCAUGAUAUGACGUUUGUGGAGAUUGAUAUCUGAUGCUUUUGCUUUUCUCUAGGAGUGUUUAUAUGGUGACUCUGCACUGUGCUGUAUCAUUUAUACAUGAUUACAUGCUUUAGAUGCGUUAAACUCGUAAAAACUUUAGCAUAAGUUUAAGGAGCAUGGUGUUUGAAA
Neltuma alba is the source of this 753-nucleotide messenger RNA. Its product is annotated as splicing factor 3B subunit 6-like protein. Gene Ontology annotation, cellular component: nucleus; cytoplasm. Bases 89 to 463 code for a protein of 124 amino acids. Lineage: Eukaryota; Viridiplantae; Streptophyta; Magnoliopsida; Fabales; Fabaceae. Gene Ontology annotation, molecular function: mRNA binding. The transcript has a single exon. The record is from RefSeq and is a predicted model, not a curated record.